UGAAAAGAGGCGGAUGAAGGCGUACCGCUGCCUCGUUUUCCUUGGCUGCUCCGUUCCUACCCCCUGGUUCCCCCCUCCCCGUCUCUGAUUUUCCCGUCCCUACGGCGUCCUGCUCUGCUGGCGGUGAGUGCGGGAGGGGGCUGAGGUUCGAGACGUUCUUCCGAGCUCCCCCCUCUUUCUUGAAUGAUGCUAGAAGCUUCCUACAUGUGCCUUGAACUACCAUGACAUCAUGGCAAGAUUUCGUAGGAGAACGUGCAUCAUUUUGCUGCUUUUUAUUUUAUUUAUUUGCUCCAUAAUGAUGGCUUUAAAAACUCUGAGACCUGAAAGAGCUGGAUUUGGAGAUCCAUUUGGCCUUGGGCUUUUACCAGAUUUUCAACAACGAACCACACAUUUAAAAAAAAAGUUCAGUGUGCAAAACAGAGCCAAGGAAGAUAGCUUCACGCACACCAAAAAUUUGCACAGUUUGACAAUGAAUAUGAAAACACCUAUGGUUCCAGUAGGAAAAGUGGAACAGGACCUUCCUUCUCCUAAUUAUGAUUUCCAUGUGUUUUACUAUAGUUGGUUUGGGAAUCCACAGUUUGAUGGAAAAUAUAUUCACUGGAAUCAUCCAUUGCUGACACACUGGGAUCCCAAAAUUGCAAGUGGUUAUCCAAAAGGAAGACAUAACCCUCCAGAAGAUAUUGGGUCAAGCUUCUAUCCUGAACUUGGGCCUUAUAGUUCCAAAGACCCUUCUGUCAUAGAAUCUCACAUGAAACAAAUAAGCUCAGCUUCUAUUGGGGUAUUGGCUCUUUCUUGGUAUCCACCUGGUAUGAAUGAUGAGAAUGGAGAACCUACUGAUGGCCUGGUACUUACUAUUUUGGAUAUCGCACACAAGUACAAAUUAAAGAUCACUUUCCAUAUUGAGCCAUACAAAGACAGAGAUGAUCGUAGUAUGUACAACAAUGUCAAGUAUAUCAUAGACAAAUAUGGAGAUCAUCCAGGUUUUUACAGACAUAAAGUUAGUACAGGUCGAACCUUUCCCAUGUUUUACGUUUAUGAUUCUUACAUCACAAUCCCUGAAAUGUGGGCAAAUCUGCUCACUGUAUCAGGUUCCCAGAGCAUACGCAAUACACCAUAUGAUAGUUUAUUUAUUGCCCUUCUCGUAGAAGAAAAACAUAAGCAUGAAAUCCUCAGAAGUGGCUUUGAUGGAAUUUAUACAUACUUUGCAACAAAUGGCUUUUCUUAUGGCUCAAGUCAUCAUAACUGGCCAAGUCUGAAAGCCUUUUGUGACAAGAACAACCUAAUGUUUAUUCCAAGUGUGGGUCCAGGUUAUGUAGAUACCAGCAUUCGACCAUGGAACAACCAUAACACCCGGAACCGUGUCAAUGGAAAAUACUAUGAGACUGCAUUCAGCGCAGCACUUCUGGUACGACCUGAAAUAAUUUCAAUUACCUCUUUUAAUGAAUGGCAUGAAGGAACACAGAUUGAAAAAGCCAUUCCAAAAAAGACUGGAAAGACAGUUUACCUAGACUAUCAACCACAUAAACCAAAUAUUUAUCUGGAGCUCACUCACAAGUGGUCUGAAAAAUACAGCCAGGAAAAAGAGCAGUGGCUUACAUGAGAUAUUACUGUGUUUGUUUCUGAAUGGAUUCAGCCCCAUAAGGAACCUGUCACACUGUGUCGUGUAUAUUGCAGAGAUUUUAACUAGUUAACUUACUCUAUACCUUCACUAAAGAAAAUUUUUACUUUGAGGAGUAAAGAUAACAAUGGCAAGCAAUACUAGCUUCUUGGAUUCUUACAUAGCAUAUUGAGAAUAUAUUUGAAGUGCUGAAUACUGUAUGUAUUAAUAUUCUGUAUAGUAUGAAUAUUUUACUAGUAAUUCAAGUAGAGAGGUAUAGAACUUUGGCUGUCAUCCAAACAACUGCAUAGCUCUGAAAGAAACUGGGGUUCUGAAUUUCUCCCUUCCAGGAAAAAAAAACUGCACUCCCCAAGAAGCUUCUUCAAAAGGUAAGCAAACUUUAGUAGCAGCUUCCAGAGCAUUAGGUGAACUGGAAACAAAGGAAAAUGAACUAUUGUGAAUCCUUCAGUGCUUUAGUUCAGGCCUUGGAGCAACUGUGAUCAACCUUCUGCAUCCAUAAUUUCUUAAAGAUUAACGUGUAUGUGGUGCAUGAAACAGUGUUUGGUAAAUUGCAGAUUCCCUUAACUUUUCUGUGCAUCAUUAAAAUGGAUGGGAACUAUACAACACCAGUCUUUUUUCUGCCCAGUGUCCUAUUUUAUAUUCUUCCUAGAAGCAGGAAAGUUUUUGUUUAUAUUUGUUUUGUCUUUUGGUGGAAAAGAUGAGUGAAGUGAAAUAGUUGUGAUCAUCAUAGUUGCUAAUACUUUGUUAUGAAUGACAGAAGACAUAUUUAGUAUCCUGUUAAAAUGUUCCCGCUUUUUAACUAAGCAAUAUUGUGAGCAAGACUAGAAAUUUGAAUCUGUAUUAAGUUAUCACAAAAGGAUAAUCUGAAAUGGAAAAGAAAAUCACCUAAGGAGAGAGAAAUAAUUUUCAUCAAAGAAAAAUUUCUUUGCAUUUUUUAAAAGAAUGCUUAAUAAGACUACUUUUUCUUUUGGAAAAAUAUUAUUUGGAAACUAUAUAAAUUGCCAGUCACAAGAGCACUGCAGAAGUUAAAAUAAGAUAGAAGUGGCCUUUUCCCUAUCCAUUCCCACCUUAAAAGGAGAUGCCAAAUAGAGGGAGUGGGAUGUGCAUGUGCACAAGGCACCAAAAUUAUAUAAUGGUGAUAAAGGCAAAGGAAACCUUAUAUAAUUGUACAUGUGCUUAAAGUAUGUUGUCCUCUCACAGGACUCAGAAUGUGUUAACAGUCGCUUGUAUGAAAGCACUUCCAUGUUCAGAUUUUAAUUGUUCAUUGUACUUCAGUAGACAUGGGCACAAAUUGAAAUACGAAUCAAAUUUCGUGAUGAAUCGGGCCAAUUCACAUAUCGCGAAAACACAUUUCGUGGGGCCAUGUUUUUCAUGAAAUCCACAACUUUUGGGCCAAUUCAUUAGAUUCGUGAACGCUUUGUGAUGCCAGACAGGCUGGCGCCAAUCCAUUGAUUCCCUAGGCAACAUAGGCCCGGAAUGCCUGCAGACCUUUUGUUGCCAUGGAAACCCCAAUCUUAACCCACAUAACCUUGAUAGGCAGCUCUCCCUGCCAACCUGAGAGCUGAGCAAUGCGAGUCUGUGCAAGUUUACCUGAGAAUUGUAGUUAGAGACUCCUUCCCCUCCCUGUUUCCCUUCUCCAUUUUUAAGAAUGGGGGGUGGAGUAGUGGCAGUCGCGGCAGCCUCAGCAGCUCCUUCUGCCACUGCUCACUGCUUGCCAGCUUCAGGAACCCUUUCCUGACUCUCUGCUUCCCAUCCUCCUGCUUCUCUGACAUGCCUUCCCGCCCCCAAGCUCCCCAGAGCGGAUCCUGAGUGGAUCUGCUCUGUUUGGCUUUUCCUUUGAGAACUUGGAGGCGGGGGUGGGAGGGCAUGUCAGAGCAGCAGGAGGAAAAGAAGAAAAAGUCAGCAAAGAGAACCUGAAGAGAAGAAAACCCAAGCAGAUCCGCUCUGCUUGACUUUUCUUCCAACAGCGGCAGAAAGCAGGAGCCCAGGACGGAAAAGUCAGCAAAGAGAGCUACUUGGAAGAUGGCUAGAGGAGACCCUGCUGAAGUGUGCCAGUGAGUUUGGCAUCUCUGGGUAUUAAGGGGACCAUUUUAGGGCCCCAGGAUCUGACGAAUCAUGAACCUAACAAAUCAUUUCACGAAACAGGACAAUUUCAUGAAAGUUCGUGUUUCAUGGAACGUAACAAAUCACGAAACUCAGAGUUCUUUUUUUCCCAUUUCGUGCCCAUCACUAUUCUUCAGUGUAUGUUCUGCCUUCUUCCAAAAGCUUUCAAUGUGGUUUAUACUAAAAUAACUUCUAAAAAGCCAAUUAGUUGGUAACAAAAUCUAUCUUCAUGUGACAUUCUUAGUUACUUAGACUUCUCCCUUAUGUGUAAACUGUUCUCAUGGAGGGGGAUUUCUGUAUGGGGGUCCUUUCAAACAUGCUCCAUCACUUGCAUUCUGAAGAGACACAAUCCUAUGAGAGGGCUGUACCACUAGAACGUCAGUGCUUUGAAUCUUUUCUCAGUAAUAGGUAACAGGACAUUGUGGUCACAGUGAGUGCCUUCUGAGGUCUAAAAUUAAAAGUGCCUCUCUUUUGUGCUCUCGUGGCACUUGUCCAGAUCUAAUAUAGCAAAUCCUCAGAUAUGAUGCAGUGUGUGUAUAUUAUGUGCUUGUUUUAGCAGUUUUCAAAAGUGUGCUGUGCUACAUAGUCUAAAAGAAAAGGGUUUUUUUGCAGGGACAUGAGGGCUAUGGUGUUUUAUUCUGACAUAAUUUUGAUGCUUUGUUCUUGAGUUGUGGCCAUACAGUUGACCUGAUUUGACUCCCAGGGAACUUUGUGGACAUUUUGUUGUAGUAAGCUGGAAAAAGUUGAAUACUGUACCCUGUAUUCCUUUAUCAAUCACUAACAAAUGUUCAGGAUCUUAUAUGAGUAAAAUUCAUACUGUCCAUAUGCACUGAAACUGUAAAUAUAAUAACAUUCUGUGAUUUAUUUUCUUUACAAAGCCUCCAUAUUCAGUGAUUCUGCAGAAAUAUUUUGAGGAUUUAAAAAUAUGCUUGUAAGCUUACUGAAACCAUUGGCCAGUUUUAUUUAUUAAAAUUUUUAUUUUUAACUCAAAGCAGCUUAUCAUACUCCAUAAAAGGUGAGCCAUAUUGGCGAUGACUCACCUUUUAUGUUGGUGCAGAUGCAGUCCUCCUGGCCCUCCCCAGCUGCAAUUGACCAGGGAAGCGGCAGGAUGGGCGGGACGCCCACAGUGCCCUCCCUAGGAUAAGGCCAAGCCGGGGGGGGGCGGAGCCAGCAAUGCCCAGCCCGGCUGCCCUGCACUUCCUCUACCCAGAUCGGAACAUGGGAGAGGGGGCAAUGCCUGCCCAGCCACCUUGUCCUCCCCCACCCUGAUCGGGCACUGUAGAGGAGGCAUUGCCCGGCCCCCUUGCCCGGCCCUUUCUAGAGCUCGUUUUUUCUCCACAACAGGCUUUGUUGCUAGUGAAUUAAUAAUGACUAAAAAAGCUUAAAAAAUUAUAAAACACAUAGAUAACCAAUAAUUAAACUGCAAAUAUAACAACCCAGUAAAACUGCUUAGCAAAGUGCCUGUGGAAAGUAUCUAAAGAGGUGGGUCUAGUUACCAUUUUUGGAAGACUAUUUUAAAAAAUAGAGCAACACCUGAGAUCUUUGCCUUCACUGAACAUACUUGCCAAAAAGAGAAUAGUAUCAAAAAGGUCUUUCUAGGGAAACACGGCUCUUCCAAUAUUCGAGUCACAGAUUAUAAAGAGCUUUAAAGGUUAAUGCCAGUCCAUAAAGAAAUAGGAAUCAAAUUUUGCAGUUUCAAAACAGACAUUACAAGUGGGGAACCUGCAAGAACUUGCAAGACUUACUUCAUUUUAUCCGUAUCUCCUCCAAGCUAUUCCAUCUCUCUCUCUUCCUGGCAGCAUCCUUAAAACCUCUCAUUUUGCUGCUUUCCUUCUGUUUCCCACUCACCAAUAAAGCUUUGUGUUAUCUGCCCCUCACCAUCUUAAGCUUUAUUUAUUAUUUAUUUAAUUUAUAACCCACUUUUUUCCUUAGUUGGGAGCCAAAGCAGCUUACACCACUGUCCUUGCCCCCAUUUAUCCUCACAACUAACCUGUGAAGUAAAUUAGGUUGAGAGAGUAUGACUGGCCCAAGGUCACCCAGCAAGCUUCCAUGGCAGAGCAGGGAUUUGAAUCUGAGUCUACCAGAUCCUAAUCUCUACAACAUACUGGAUUUCUGUUUUUCUUCUUUCCAUCUCCCUGGUAACCUCUCCCCAGGAAAAGUCUGGCCAAGUUGCAAAGGUUAUGAGAUAGCAAGUCACUUAGGUAAAUUGUGUGGUAGCCACUGAUGAGCCUGGCCAAGUUGGGCAAGUUUUGUUGAGGUUGUGCUAGCCCCUGGCAAGUUGUUUGGCAUAAAGUUUUCUGGUAGCCACUUCCACACCUGGGUGAGUUGCUUGAAUUGCAUGGUUGCAAGUAGUCCAGUGGUUGCUGCUGCUAAACAUGGACAAUAUUUCCCAGGUGGUAAUACUAACUUUCUAUAUUUGUACUGAAAAAAAUGUUUGAGACAAGCAAAUUAAUAAAUGAUAAUUGUAUCACUUACUAAUUUCUAUUUGGUUACAAGAACAAACUAUUGAAGUAACUGGAGAAUCAAUAAUAAUAUAGUUGCAGUAAUCUUGUAUUUCCACUUGACAGCUGAGUAACUUAGUGAAUUUGAUUGUUUUAGUAUCUUUGAUUUGACCAGAAUGGUUUAUGUCCAUAAACACAACACUUAAAGUAAUGAAUACUUUGAGGAUCUCCAUUCAUCUAUAAAUGUUUAAAGGUUUGGGAAUAGCCAUGCUCUUAAAUCUAUUUAACUAUUAUUGUUAGGCACUUUAUGUAUCCUCAUCAAUUUAAUGUUUUCUUUAUAUGGGUGUUUAAUUUUUCAUGUUGCAUGCUUUAAAAAUAAGACUUUAUAAUUUGUUUGUUUCCUUUUUAAAAUUGCAGUUCUCAUCCGUCGUACAUUAUAGAAAGUUUAGGAAGUGUUAUAACACACUACAAUAAUACAGAGUGUUUCAUCUGAAGCUUUCUCAUAUUAAUUGACUGCAUAGAGUGUGUGAGUACAGUAAUAAAAUCUACUGUUUCACUGGAAGGGGAGAGUAACAAAUUCCAGUGCCUUCAUAUCAGAAAAUCUAGCCCCUAGUCUAUAAUACCACUGAUAAGCAGGUAACCCAAUAAGAAUCUAUGUAAGCACAUGUUCAAAGAGUAUUAGUUCACUAUAUAUACUUUGUCAAGGCCUUGCUGCAUCUCAGAAUAAAAACCCCUUUAUAUAAAGCCAGUUAAUAUUCUUCAGAGAUUUAUUCUCUGAUUGAAUCACUUACGUAUUUCCAACCAGAUCUGCAAUAAAUGUAAAGACAACCUUUCCAAGUUAAUAUUUUAUUAUUUGUUUUAUUAAUAUAUCUCUAGGCUACCUUUUCUUCCAUACAAGGUCCUUUCUUGUAUAAGGGUCCAGUCAGUUACGAAUUUUAAUCUUAUCUACCCACCAUUUUUAAAUGAAUACUUUUUCUGUGAAACAUCUUACAAGUUGUCAUGGUGGUACAACAAAUAACAUGGAAUGCUUGAUUUUAGAGCUUAACAGUUCGACAACAGAGCUACCGGUUUUUAUGAACAUGUGAGUUGCUUACAGAUUCGCGCUUCUUUUUCUGUCAGAACCAAGCAGGUGUCCCAACAGUUAUUUCAAUAAAUUAUGUGACAAAGAAGUUGCAAAAAGUUGUGAAUGUCUGCCUUACAUGAAACAAAAUUAUUGUAAUUUACUUUAUAAGAAAGAGCUGUCUGCAAAAUUAUGUUGUACGUAAGUCAUUUUGUAAUGUACAUAGCACUGUUGUUGAUAAAUGAAAUAAAUGUUGGAGGCAUCUUCUGCACAUUUAUGCUAAAGGCUUAAAGCAGACAAACACUUUAAUCUGAACAAAAAUACAGAAAUACCGUUUUGUGUAAUAAUGAAAUUUAUAUAAGAUUGUAUAGUGUGUAAUAUUAAUUUAAUCUCUUCUUUACAAAGAAGUUUGUUUGUAACUUCCACUCAAAGAAUGUUGAAUAGUGUAGGAGACAGGCUGUUUCUUUUGUUAAAAUAUGCUGGUGCCCGCUUAAAUCAUUUUUUGGAGUGGUACUUUAUUGUUUUGUGUAUUAUUUUGAUCACAUUUCCAAAACUUGAACUGUCAAAUGCUGUCUAAAAUGUCUUAGUCUGUACAAUUACAUUUCAUUAGAAAAUAUGGUAUGUUUUUCAAAUGUCUUUCUGUAUAUAGUUCAAAAAUGUAAAGAAAUAAUAGCCACAAUGA
Molecule: messenger RNA, 7904 nt
Organism: Eublepharis macularius
Lineage: Eukaryota; Metazoa; Chordata; Lepidosauria; Squamata; Eublepharidae
Gene: MANEA
Product: mannosidase endo-alpha
Exons: 5
Coding region: 230-1600 (456 amino acids)
Cellular component (GO): Golgi apparatus
Molecular function (GO): alpha-mannosidase activity
Source: RefSeq, a predicted model, not a curated record